GCGGUGUGUGGUUUGGAAAGUAGCCUAUAACUCGCAUCUGUUUUGGCCGAGUAGCAUUGUUAUUGAACAGUGAGCGGUUUUAUACAAACGCAGCGCUAAACCAUGCUAAAACUUAAAGUUAUAUAGUCUGUUGAUUUUCAAAACAUAACAUUUUGUACUCGAAGAUGACAGAGCUGAGUUCGGCGCUUAUUAAAGAAGGCUGGUAUCUUACAACUGAGGGAAUAGAGGAGAGCAGAAGAUCCACAGAAAAAGAAAAUGUAGCACUUAACGACAUUAUUAAUGUAGCUUUAAAUACUGAUCUGAGGUCCAUUGGAAAGGGUUUCCUGCCUGCUGACAUCAACAGUGGCCGAGUAGAGGAGUUAAAGGGCUUGUGUGUGCUUCAGGUGCAGAAAAUUCGAAACGUCACUGCCCCCAAAGAACAUGAGGAGUCUCAGGCGGCACCCAGAAUGCUCCGCCUCCAGAUGACUGAUGGGCACACAGCAUGCACAGGCCUGGAACUGGAACAUCUGUCAAAAAUCAGUUUGAAUACUCCACCUGGAACCAAAGUGAAACUAGUAGGGACAGUACUGGUGAAAAACGGCUUUCUGCUACUGGACGAUUCCAAGAUAUCGGUCCUCGGAGGAGAGGUGGAUCACCUAAUCGAGAAAUGGGAGUUGCAAAGGAGUCUGGCCAAGCAUAGCAGGAAUAAUAUCGGUGCAGAGGGUGGUCCACCUCCGUUUGUAUCUUUCGGACAGAAAUGUGUGCGAAAGGAGGAGGUGGACAGUCAGACGCUGGACCAGAAGAAAACCUUACAGAGCAGCAGUGCAUCUAAAGCUCCAAACGAAAACGACGAAUUUGAGAAGCAGAGGAUUGCUGCUAUUGCUGAAGUAGCCAGAAGCAAAGAGACUCGAACAUUUGGGGGAGGAGGCAAUGCUGGGGGCAACCUUUCCAAUCCAGGAUCCACUUUCAGAAACCGAGACACUUACCAGAAAAGAAAAGAGGAGCGGGAGAAGACUGCGACAGAGAGCAAACCCGAGGGAGUGUAUCGCGAGCUGGUGGAUGAGCGGGCUUUAAGGGACAUCAUGGACAUGGGCUUUAGUAAGGAGGCAGCCAGGCAGGCGUUACUGGACAACAACAAUAAUGUAGAGACAGCACUUAACUCCCUGCUUGUAGGAGCCAACCAGCCCAAGACUGGCACCACAGAGCCGAGUCGUCCACCACCCAGAGGCAAGGGGAGAGGGCGAGGAAGGUCCAGGCAAGAUGAAGAUGCGGAUGGAGGAGGAAGACCCUCGGGUCCAAGCACACUUUUUGACUUCUUGGAGUCUAAAAUGGGAGUGUUAUCUAUUGAUGAGCCAAAGAAACAGCCACCACAGAAAGCGCUGGAGCAUCCGGUCAGGACGAGCUUCCAAAACCAAGAUCACGUCAACCAAGACACUUGGCAGCCCAAGCAGCCUGGUCGAAAUUUGGGACGGGGGCAGAGGAACGACAGACCUCCCCGUUUUCAGAGGGACAAUGAUUUCCCCAAACCAGGCACCAGUGAACCCCCUCUUCAAAUAACCAUACAGGCACAGCCGCAGAGGUGGAACGAUGGUGACAAAAGAGGAAGAGGGGGUGGCAUCGGUGAUGAUCAGUGGAAGGACGAGAGGCGAGAUGUAAAGGCCGGACAGUUGAACUCUACCUCUUCAGGGAACCCGAGGUCAAAGGGGACACAGGGUCAAUCCGGGAACCACCAGGGCUCAAAACGAGACUGGGGUUUAAGAGAGCAUGAGCCUGCAGGACUGUCUGAUCCUCCUCCAUACUGGAAAAAACAGGCAAACGGGCCAUUAGGACCCAAAACCUCAGAACCUGCUGUUACAGACAGACCUGAACCUCACAGUAAAAGGAAAGGCAAGACAGAAAGACCCAACUCUGCCACAUUUGACGGUAAUCAGGGUACAGCCAGCCACUCGAACAGUGUCCAUCUAACAGGGGGCAAAGAUCCUUCCAACAUACAGGAUGGCAGACAGCCACAUGGUAAUAAAAAUAGCGGAAAUUCAAACACUUGUCUCCAAAAUGGAGAUGUGGAGCCGAGGCGCACCGGCCCCAUCAAACCACAGUUAUCAGGCCCAGCUCAAAAUAACAACAGCUCUUAUAACUCAGCUUCUAAAAAGAGGUCAGGACCCAUCAAAGGUUACAGAGGAUCAGAGACGGAACAACCAGCAGGAAGCAGUAGCCUUGCAAACUGGAAACCUGGAGACCAGUGCCUUGCACUUUACUGGGAGGACAACAAGUUCUACCGGGCGGUGAUAGACGCGGUGCAUCAUACAGGAUCAACAGCUGUGGUUGUGUUCAGUGAUUACGGCAACUGUGAGGAGGUCCUGCUUCAAAAUAUCAAACCUGUACACAUGGACACCUGGAAUGAGGAGGAUGAUUACUAUGAGACUUCUUUGGAAUUUAGACGGGGAGGAGAUGGACAGCCCAGACGUGCUCGACCAACACAGCAAUACUACCAGCCUCCCCGUGCCAGAGACUGACAAUUGGCAGCUGACAGGAAGGUAUGCUGAUGACAAACUACAUGAUCUGAUUUACAUCUACAGCUUGAGAUGAGUCAGCUCACACACUGACAGAAGAUCAACCCCGAAACUCUGUUUUUGACUCUGGCUGGCGUACAAGGAGAAUAUUAAAAGGGCUUACUUGCUACACAAAAUGCACGAACACACGUCAAUGUGACCAUUCAAAAAGCUGCUGUAAAUGUGGACGGUUUUUAGCAUAAAAACGAUGCUAAUGCAAAACUA
Molecule: messenger RNA, 2753 nt
Organism: Trichomycterus rosablanca
Lineage: Eukaryota; Metazoa; Chordata; Actinopteri; Siluriformes; Trichomycteridae
Gene: tdrd3
Product: tudor domain containing 3
Exons: 14
Coding region: 165-2492 (775 amino acids)
Cellular component (GO): nucleus
Molecular function (GO): protein binding
Source: RefSeq, a predicted model, not a curated record